Molecule: messenger RNA, 1289 nt
Organism: Plutella xylostella (diamondback moth)
Lineage: Eukaryota; Metazoa; Arthropoda; Insecta; Lepidoptera; Plutellidae
Source: RefSeq, a predicted model, not a curated record
GCUAGAAUGAUAAUCGGAUCGAUAAUAGCCUAAAAUACUGAUAAAAUAGAUUUUAAUAAUAAUGAAAGUGAAAAAAUAAACACCUGAGUUUCAGUGUGACACGAUGAUUGGAGCAUACCAGGCUAUUAUUCUUGUUCUGUUUUUGGGCCACCUUCAUGGUGACCCGAACCCAGCCCAUCCAGCAUACAUAGAAGAUGUGCCAUUUGCUAGUUCAUCGAGGGUGGUGGCCGGCUGGCCGGCGGCGGAGGGCCAGUUCCCCCACCAGGUGAGCCUGCGCAUGAUCAGCCUGGGGGCCCGCAUCAGCGGCUGCGGGGGCUCCAUCAUCAGCCCGAAGUGGGUGCUCACCGCCGCCCAUUGCAUCGGUAACAACCGCGUCCACUUCAUGAUCCGCUACGGAGUGACGAACCUGACGAGGCCAGCGUACAUCGCGGAGACUAACAAGAAGUACUUCUUCCCCACCUACAACCAGUCCAGCACCCUUGUGCAGACUGAUGACAUCGGCCUGCUGGAGGUGGACGCUCCCGUACCUUUAGGACCCACGAUCCAACCGGUGCGUCUGCAGAGCAGUGCGCAGAAGAACAAGGUCUACACCGGCAUCCGCCUCACCGUUAGCGGCUUCGGACGCACUGACGACUUUGCCAACGGUGGUGGUCCAUCAGAGAUCCUGCUGUGGACGUUCCUGCGCGGCAUCAGCAACGAGGAGUGUCUGUGGUGGUAUCCCGGCCCGGAGGUCCAGGACCAGACGCUGUGCGCUGAAUACUACAACAACACUGCGCAGUCUGCUUGCCAGGGUGACAGCGGUGGUCCUCUGACGACUGUGGACUUGGAUGGUCAAAUUACUCAAAUAGGGCUCGUUAGCUUCGGUUCCUCAGCUGGAUGCAACAGUCCCUACCCUUCAGCAUACGUCCGCCCGGGGCACUACCACGAGUGGUUGCUCGAGACCACUGGAAUCAACUUCGACUGGGACAGCGACGCCAUUACUGAUCCACCUUCCACUGAGUCUGAAUCAUCAGAGUCUUCGGAGUCAUCAGAGUCUUCAGAGUCAUCCGAGUUUCUCAAUCGUCCGAAGCGUCACAAUCUUUAGAGUCGUAGGAAUUUAUGUAUAAUAAGUAUAUAUAAAUAUUAUAUAAGUAUUAAUGAGGAAACUAUAAUGGACUUUUUAAAAUUUGUAAAAAAAACUAUUAAAGUAACUAUUUGUACUGCCUGUUUAUAUUUAUUAGUUUUUCUAAAUUCGAAAGUGCUAUCUGUUGUUGAAUAGCAAAACUAAAUUUAACAUAAAUAUGCAAGUC